GACAUAUUUAUACUAAAAAAAUUAUUCAUUGUCUAUCUGAAUUUAAAUUUAACUGGACAUCCUGUAUUUUAUCUGGAAACUCUAGCCUUCUUUCUAUGUAUACUCAAGCCACAGCUAAUGAUAUUUUGGUCAACAGUGGACUGCAUGUGUGAUGCAUUAUAAGAUUAUAAUGAAGUUGAAAAACUCCUAUUACCUAGUGACAUUGUAGCUGUCACAACAUUGUAGUGCAAUGCAUUACUUUUUCUACGUUUAGAUAAACAGAUACCAUUGUGUUACAAUUGUCUACAGUAUUCAGCACAAUAGCAUGCUGUAUGGGUUUGUAGCCUAGGAGCAAUAGGCUAUACCAUAUAGCCUCAGUGUGGAGCAGGCUAUACCAUCUAGGUUUGUGUUAAGCACCCUCUGAUAUUUACACAAUGAUAUAUUCACUUCAUGACUCAUUUCUAAGAAUGUAUCCGCAUCGUUAAGCAACACAUCACUAUGCUUUCUUCUUCCAUAUGACAGAAAGCCUCUUGUGUAUGGAUUUCUCUUACUAUGACAGGGACUAGGGUGGCAUGCUUCUUGACGAAUUAACCCUAAAGCUCACCACCAAUUGAAUAGAGCCUCUGUGUGUUGUAGCUGAAAAUUUAAGUUAGAAAUUUAAGAUUGGUUGUUGGCCGACCAAUGAGUUGACUGGCCUUGGGCCAGGUUUCCACCUUGACAGAACUGUGGUGGUACCAAGAUGACCACCUUUCCAGGCUUUUUUACCCUUCCCUAUGAAGCCCUGCACGAUUGUCCCCUGUUCACUUCUCUAGCCUUUUCUCUACUCUCUUUUCCCUCCUUUAUUCUGCCUCAUUCCUCCUGGUUUCUUUACUAUUGUUCCCAUCCUAGGGCCUUUGCUGUUCUUCAGAUGUAUCAGGCAUGCCCCCAUCCUAAAAUGUUCUUCAGAUAUCUAUCUAGCUAACUUCCUCACCUUCAAGUCUCCUUACAUGCCACCUUCUCAGUGAAGCCUGCCCUGACCACCCUAGUUAAAAUUGCAAUCCAAUUUCCCUUACCUGAUUUCUUCUUUUUUAGAAAUAACAACUCUCAAAUUCUAAUGUGUAAUUUGCUAGUUUAUUAUGUUGUUUAUUGCCUCUCACGAAGUCAAAGAUUUUUGUCGUUUUGUUGAUGUAUUCUAAGCACUUAGAUAUAGUAGCCAGUCAAUAAACAUGUGUUGAAUGAAGGAGCAAAAAAAGCCUGAGCCACUUGCAGCUUUUCAACCUUGGUGGGAAUAUCCAGUGUCUGCAUUCAGUAAAUCAUAUUUGUUGGGUAACUAAUGAAUUAUUAGGAUUUAGGAAUUGACACACGUUAUCCAAAUUCAAAAGAGACCUAUUUCUAAAUAACAAUUCCCAAUUUAUUAAUUUCUGUAUGUGUUACCAUGUUAUCUACACUAGCUGGUCAGGGUAUUUGCCUCCCCAGGGACAAGUCUACUUGGGAAAUCAAUUGUAUCCGAAGGCUGCUUGUUAAUUUAAUGACAAAUAAAUUGAUUGUAAAAGAUGGUACAGUAUAAUCAAUCAUGAAUACUCCUUGUCACUUUAAAGAUACAUCUGAUAAACAGAUACUUAUAACACCAGGGCAGUAUUUUGCUGGACUUUGUAAAAAUAAUAGUCCAGUCAUCAGCAAACUUAUAAACUUAAGGGGUUAAUUCUGAAGAUUGCUGAUCUUUAUUUUAACCAUGUUCACCAAUUCUGAGAUGUCAUAUGGUUUGCAUCUUUCCACUGCACCAAAUAUGGGAGAUAGUAUAUACAUGUAUUGCUUCUUUCACUUGCAAAUUGGCAUAGUGCAUAUAUACAAGGUCUUUCCUCUUGAAGAAUUUUUUGGGCUACCCAGGCUCAGAAGAAGUUUUGUUCAUAGGAGAGAAGAAAGUGUGUUUAGGGUAUAGUACUUUAAAACAUGCUAGGCUUUCUUUUUGCAUCCCACUUCCAUAAACUGACUUAGAAUACUCAGAAAAGAAAAAUCUUGACAACUGCCACAUGUAGAAGUGGUAGAGUAACAGGGUCACAUGCACAACAGAGCAUGAGCUGCUGCAGUGUCAGGCAAUAUGUGAACUUUUAUAUUUGUUUUCCAAUUAAGAGAUUACAUUAGUUUGCCAUUUUUCUCAGCCUAUGGGUAGAUGUGUUCUAUUUGUUAUGCUACUUGAUUGUUUAUUUUCCAGAUCCAUUGUUUAUUGUGUCAAGUGAGAAGGACCAUACACAGGCAAAUAUCCAAGCCACCCUGAUUCGCAGCAGACUGAAAAAAGUUCCCAGGUUUAAAACCAUGUUCAGUAACCUGAUCCAUUAUCCAAGAUACUCUCUAUAUUGGAGCAAAUCAGAUCCUGUCCCACCAUUUAUCAGUCGGGAAUGGAAGCGACAUGAGGAGAGACACAGAGAAGCCCUCCGGCAGCUUACCAGAACUGACACUUCUUUUCAGAUGCCUAGAGAAGUUUAUGAAGACCCUGAAGUUACUGGAAAGAAUCGCUAUAAAUACUUUGAAAGGCCUUUUCUUCCAUUUUUUCAGCAGAUGCCAUUCAAUGUUGUUUAUGCUGUAUCCAAGGCAGAACCAUAUACUUUUCUUCCUACUUCUACUAAGCGCCUAUCCAUCCCUUCAAAGUCUACCGUGGGCACUCAGACUGAUUAUCGGGAUGCUGACGUUCAAACAGAUCCAUACUCUCCAGAAUAUGUAGUAUACCAGGACUCAAUCCCUGAGCUCUUGACCCUGGCUACUCUUACUUGGGGUCGGGGUCUCCCAGCAGGACAAGCCGAGGUGGAGAUGAUAGAAAGAGCCCGUGAGAAGCGUGCUUGGGAAGCCACCCUUCCCCCUCUGAGUGACACCUUCCAGUAUGAGAAGAGGAGGAAGAUGAUGAAUGAAAUGGAGAGGAAGGAGUGGGCCUUCAGAGAGCAGGAGAUUGAAAAACUGCAGGAGAUUCGUCUGGAAGUUCUAAAAGAGCUGUUGAGGAAGCGUGACGAGAAUCAGAAUGAAGUGAAUAUGAAGCACCUGAAUGCCCGGUGGUCAAAACUGCAGGAGGCAAAAGAGGCAAAAAUGGCAAAAAUUCAGCACACACAUAUAUCAACAAUCAGAAAACUUGUAGGAAAGGGAAAGAAUAUAGAAGGGAAGCUGGAGAGAAGAAAUAUCAUCAAGGACUAUUCUGAUUAUGCAUCACAGGUCUAUGGACCUCUGUCUCGUCUUGGGUGUUUCCCAGACAACAACUCAGAGGACUUUGUAGUAAAAAAUUGCUAUCUCAACACCUAUGAAGGAUUAGUCGAACUUGAGUCAUGUCUCCCAGAUUUUGUGACACAACCCCGAAUCAGAGCUCCAAAACCUAAAAUCAUUACCACCAAAGCCGGUUUUCUGAAGAGAGCAGCAAGGUUGGACUAUGAGUUGGCAGAGAUUCAUAAGGCACUGUUGGAUAAGAAGAAUAAAAUUCUUGAAGCAAAGAAACCCCCUCGUUUCCUUCAAAGAAACCCAGUACCUCAACCUCGGCUUCCAACUCCAACCUUGGAAAUGACUUCCAACGAAGAAGAAGAAAUAGAAAUGGCUGUGAUCUACCUUCAAAAGUUACUCCGGGGCAGAGUCGUUCAAAACAUGAUGUUUGAAGGGAAAGAAAAACGACUGGAGUUGAUCCAGGAGUUACGCACCUGCCACGCACUACAAGAAGAUGAAAAGCUGGUGAAAAAUGCUGAGAAGCAAGUGACCCUGAACUCACAGCAGAAGAGGAACUUGCAUGAACACAAGGUGUCACUGGUUGAAAAUCAUUUGGCUGGACUGGAAGGAAGGGCACUGGCAGACAUGUUUGACUUCCUGUCCAAAGAGCUGGUGAGACUGCAGGAGGAGAGGAGGAUCCAUGCUUUUGUCAUGCUGGCCGAGCGCCAGCGGCGGGUACGAGAGGCGGAAGAGAGUGGUCGGCGCCAGGUGGAGAAACAGCGCCUGCAGAAGGAAGACCAGAUAUUUAAGGAGGUAGUUAAAAUUCACCAUAGUACUAUAACCUCCUACCUAGAAGACAUAAUACUGAAUACCGAAGCGAAUACUGCAGAAGAACAAGCCAGGGCAGAAAUUGAGAAGAUGGCUGAGAAAAUCAAUGACAUUGCUUAUGAAAUGGAAAGCCGCCGAACCUAUCUUCAGUCAGAGGAGAUUGUUGCAGAGUUGGUUUAUAGUUUUCUGAUCCCAGAAGUGCAAAAAUACUUUGUCAAAGAAAAAGUGAGGAAUGCACAGCGGAAACAUAUUCUUGCAGCCCAUCAGCUCAUCCACGGGUACAUGGAAAGCAUGGUUCAAGAGAGAUUAACUGAGGGACAGCAAGGUGAGGUCUCAAAUGCUGCCAUGUUACUUGAGAAAGAAAAUGAGAACAACAGUUAAGAUUAUGAUUUUAAAAAAGAAGCAGCAGUAGCUGUAUGAAUCAUCACAAAGAAUUCCAAUAGUCUGGACUUCUCCCAAGGUGUGCAGUGCUCAUAAGCUUGCUAGUGUGUGAUUCAUGAGAAAAGAGAUUUAUUUUCCUUAAACACUCAAUAAUUUAAAAUGAUUUUUAGUAAUAAUAAUUAUCAAAUGAAAAACCUUUAUUCUCUUUGGUGUUUUCUAGAUGCCCUACUUAAAGAACAUUUUCUUAUGUUCCAUUUCAAUAUUUUGUUAACUGUGAGGACGUGCUGGCUUUUUGAAUCAAACAAAAGGAAAUAUGGAAUAUUUUUCCAAAUAGUUUUGGUUCACUAUUCACAGGACAUUGGCAUUGUCUACUAGAGUUGAAAAUAUGCAUAUUCCAUGACUCAGGAUUUUAUCUCCUAGAUAUGUAUUCAGCAGAAAUACAUGAGUAUGUGCACCAACAGGCAUGACAAGAAUAUUCAUAGUAGUGCUAUUCACAAUAGUCCCAAACCAGAAACCCAAGUGUCUGUCUCCAUUGGAACAGAAAAGUAUACCUUGGUCCACUUCUACAGUGGCAUAUCAACCCACCUUUGGAUCUAAGAAGUAUGUUCAUGCAACAGCCGUAGAGACGGUGCUGUUGAAAGGCCAUCUGCCCAUCCUGUGUAUUGACAAGCAUCAGGAUUCCACGAUGAUUCUUCCUCAUUCAAAGACUGGCAAACAGAAAAACACAGUAAAUGAACAAAAACAUCAAUAUGGAGCUCAAGUAAAUAAUUUAUAAAGGAAAAUGUAUACUACUUUGAAAACAAUAAAAGCUUAUGUUAGAAAAUAUCUCACUGUAAGAAAUAAAAAAAUUCAGAAACAUUUGCUUGGUGUCUUUAAUAGGAGUCAAAAAGAAAGGGUCUUUUCAGAAACUGAAGUAGGGAGUAAUAAGAACAGACAAGGUCAAAAAAUAGACAGAUGCAGGCUGAAAAGAAAAGAAAGUGGGCUAAGAUGGAAAAAAUGUAAAAAGAUUCUAAUCCAGCGACAAAAUUUACACAUUCACUUGGAUGCAGUGAAAAGAGCAGAAACAUCACAGCAGAGAAUAAAACUGAUAAUGUUGGUGACACAUUUAUUAGGUGAUCCAACAUGAGAUGGGAAGGAAUGGGCAAAGAGAUGAAAAUGACAGAAGUUAUCUCUAGAUGACCUAUCCCAUGGCAAUAGGAGUUCUUGAAGAAGAAACUAGAACAAAUAAAAUAGAAGCAAUCACAGUUAAUAAUUAAUUUUCUGAGUUAAAAAAACAAGCUGAUCAUACAAACUUGAAAGGGUUCACCUUGCCCUAGCAAAAGUAGGAUUGGGGCAACUGAGGCAACUUUUUUCCCCCUGAGGAUAACUGGCAAGAAAAAAAAAAAAAAAACAGCACCAGUAAGGAAGCAUCUAAAUUUUGUUUUGUUUUAAAAAUGCUAACCUAAACUAGGUAAAGGUUAUAUUAUUCACUUUUGAAAUAAAACAUCGGGAACACAAAAUGAGAAACACAAAUGAUGGGAUAGAAGGUGGGAGGGGAAUGCUAUACAGCUGGGAACGGCAGAUUUUCUGUAAAGGGCCAGAUGGUAACCACAUUAGACUUUGUGGGUCAGAUGAGUUGAGAGCUGAGUUGAGUACACAGCACAUUUUAACGGUGUACUCAACUCUGCUGUUGCAGGGUAAGAGCAGCACUAGAUGACACAUAAAUGAAUGAGCAUGACUGUCUUCCAGUAAAACUUUAUUUUAGUUAAAACCAAUACGUUUGAAAUAGGAUUUAAAGUUGCUUCUAAUAAAGGACAUAUGUAAUAAAACUUAAAAUAUAUAUUUUUAAAUAAUCUUUAUCCUUACAUAGUCUUCUAAAACUAAGUUUUG
This is a messenger RNA of Sapajus apella (tufted capuchin), 6213 nucleotides long. RefSeq names its product MYCBP associated and testis expressed 1 (gene CFAP91). The coding region runs from base 2272 to 4344 and encodes 690 amino acids. The record is from RefSeq and is a predicted model, not a curated record. The transcript has 18 exons. Lineage: Eukaryota; Metazoa; Chordata; Mammalia; Primates; Cebidae.